Molecule: messenger RNA, 1472 nt
Organism: Castor canadensis (American beaver)
Lineage: Eukaryota; Metazoa; Chordata; Mammalia; Rodentia; Castoridae
Gene: Spidr
Product: scaffold protein involved in DNA repair
Biological process (GO): regulation of establishment of protein localization to chromosome; double-strand break repair via homologous recombination
Cellular component (GO): nucleoplasm; nuclear chromosome
Source: RefSeq, a predicted model, not a curated record
AAUUGUUUCAGUGAUUGGAUAAUAUGUCAUUGUGCAGAUGUAUCAUAAUUUAAUGGCGUUUCCUAUCAUGGUGCUGUUGAAUUUGCAUGAAUGCCUAUAUGCCUUUUGUCUUCCUCAUGUGAGUCACUAACCAUCUCAAGUUGUAGCUCCUUGGCCAUAAGGAUGGUGUCUUUUAAGUAUUUCACUGAUCAGGUACUUAACAGGUGAUGAAUACUUGUGAGAUUGUCUUCUCUUGUUUCAGGUCACCAGGGCUCUUCAGUUUGAUUGACACUAUAUGGCCCCCAGUGAUACCUUUGAAAGCACCUAGCCAUGGCCAGCCUUCUGAAGAGGUGAAAACUGAUGUACCUCCACCUACCUUCUGUUACAUCCUCUCAGCUCAUCCUAGUCUGGGACAAAUUGAAAUCAUUGAAGAAGACCCCAUCUCAAAGCUUUACCAGCCCCCAAUUCUCCACUACUUAAGAGAAAUUCUCCAGACUCAUGAUCAGGUUACCCGGUGCAGUUUCUUUGCCAGAGUGAUUUAUCAAAGACCGCAGCUGAAGAGUCUGCUUCUUUUGGAGCAAAGGGAGAUUUGGCUGCUAGUGACUGAUGUCACCCUGCAAACAAAGGAAGAAAGUGACCCCCGCCUCCCCAGAACCCUGCCAGUUUAUGUGGCCCCCUCAUGUGUGUUGGGUCCAGAAGUCCUGGAAGCACUCACCAUGGUUGUGCCUCACAGCAUUCUCUUCAGGGACGCUCUCCAAGACAAGGGUCGAAUUGUUUGUGUUGAACGGACUGUGCUCUUACCUCAAAAGCCUCUCAUGUGUGUGGCCUCUGGUACUGACCCCUGUGAACUGACUGGCCCAGUGAUGCUGGAUGAACUAGACUCCCUCACACCUGUCAACUCCAUCUGCAGUGUGCGAGGUGCUGUAGUAGGUGUGGACAAGAGCACUGCUUUCUCCUGGCCUGUAUGUGACCAGUGUGGCAAUGGUAGAUUGGAACAGAGACCAGAAGAUGGAGGCACUUUUUCCUGUGGGGACUGUUCCCGGAUGGUUACAUCGCCUAUUCUCAAGAGGCACCUGCAGGUCUUUCUGGAUUGCCCCUCAAGACCCCAGUGCAGUGUGAAGGUCAAGCUGUUGCAGAGCAGUGUUUCUUCACUGCUGAGGUUUGCCACCUAUGAGGAUGGGAGUUAUGAAGUAAAGAGCGUCCUUGGAAAGGAGGUGGGGUUAAGUUGUUUUGUGCAGUCCAUAACCACCCACCCAACCCGCUGCAUUGGAUUGGAGGAAAUUGAGCUUCUGAGUGCUGGAGCCCCUGCCAACCCCAGGCUGCCAUUGGAUCUGUGAGCUUUGCAAGCUGCUGCCAGGGUGGGGGCGGGGUUGGUUUUGGUAGUUAUUUGUUAACUGUGGACAGAGUGAAUGUAUUUAAUGAUCCUGAACUGAAACUUAAGAUUUUUCUAGCAAUAUGGCUUUAUAAACUAAAAACCAAAGUAUAUCUUCUUU